Molecule: messenger RNA, 5061 nt
Organism: Drosophila novamexicana
Lineage: Eukaryota; Metazoa; Arthropoda; Insecta; Diptera; Drosophilidae
Gene: Cdk12
Product: cyclin-dependent kinase 12
Exons: 8
Coding region: 797-4414 (1205 amino acids)
Biological process (GO): positive regulation of transcription elongation by RNA polymerase II; transcription elongation by RNA polymerase II; protein phosphorylation
Cellular component (GO): nucleus; cyclin/CDK positive transcription elongation factor complex
Molecular function (GO): RNA polymerase II CTD heptapeptide repeat kinase activity; ATP binding; cyclin binding
Source: RefSeq, a predicted model, not a curated record
AUGUCGCAUGCAGAAUUAAUGAGAAUUCUUAAAAUGCUUAUUUUGCUUAUUUCUAUUAUGCAAAAUUGAAAUUAACUCUGGCGAAAGCAUUACUAUUAUCAUAACAUGAAUAAUUUCAAUUUGGUAACAAAUAUCGCGGAGUAAAUCAAUAUCUACGCGUAUUAUUAAGCACGUAAUGUGUGCUCCGAUGGUUUAAAAAGCAAUCAAACGUGUUAUUUAAUAAUGUAAGACGCAACACAACAAGUGAGUGCGGGUAUUACAAGCAACUGUAAAAUAAAAACUAUAAACCAGGAAAAACUAAUGCUGGCCUAAUAAAAGGAAAAUUGCGACUUAAACAUAAUCAACGGCAAUAUAAACCAUUCUCUGGAGUUUCUCCUAUUGUAGUACUUGUAUUGGCUUACGCUCUUACGUUUAAUAAUGGAUUUGCCUUAAAGUGGAUCUGACGUUUCCGUUUUCACAUAUGCAACGAUGUAAAUAAUAUAAGCAAAAAGUGAAAAUUACAAACCAACAGACCGACCGCAUUGGUGCACACAUAUGUACAAUAUUGUACAUACAUUUAUUAUAACUCCGCAAGGCAAAGAUCACGUAGAGUGUCAAAUCAAAUGUCAGCUGCUACAUCGGUUGUGUUUGUGAGUUUUGCUGUAAAUCUCUGCACAAAGUGCUCAAAACCGCGAAGGACGGAGCACAACAUAAACGAAUUAAUCGUUGAAUAAACAGGAAAUUUGACUGGGACCGGGAAUUUGACUACUGCGAGAGUUGAGUACAGAUCGGCUUAUAUAUAAGCUAGUGCGAAAAGAUGCAUUCCUCAUCGGCGGCGUCAAGCGCACUUGUGGAAUACUCCGACGUAAGUUCGGAGGAUUUCUCGGAUCCCGAAGCAGGAGAAAUUGAUUCGGAUGUGGCGUUAACUGGCAGAGCUCCAAUAUUAACAGCUCCAAUUAGAAAACCAGAAAGUCAAGGAAGAAUGCAAAAUUCGGAUGGGGUUUUGCGCGUUACAAAGAGCAAUGACUACAGGAAAAGACACACUGAAGAGGACGACAUGACGUCGAUUCUUGCAGUUGGAUCGAGAUCAAGGCAAGUUUCAGUUGUUGCCAGCAGCGGCAGUAGGCUUAGCAUAGCCUCUGUCAAUGAGAAACUAAAUCAUCAUCGUGCCGAAGUCACACUGACGCCAGUCAAGAGUUCAAAGGAGGAGCACCUGCAGUGGGACCGUGAGUUGUACAUGUCUAGCGAUACCAUCGAUACCGAUGAGCUGGAAGCGGAAAUGAAACGGCAGAAACGCAAAAAGCUGAAGAAGGAUAAGCACAAGCAUAAGUCAAAAAAGAAAUCCAAGAAGCGCAAGAAGAAGCGAGCGAAGUCAUACUCUAGCAUUGACUCCUUAUCGGACAGCAACCUCAAUAAUUUGCUGGACAGGCACAGUCGGUAUACGCCGCCAACGGCACCAAACCGAGCCAAGAGCGCCGAGCGCACAGUCAGCGCUGCGCUGCCUUCAUACACGCCUCACAAAGACAGUCAAAGCAGUCCCAUAUCAGUGGGCACUCCGCCCGCCCGACGUCCCAAUAGCAACAACACCUAUUACGGCGAAGCAGCUGUUGCUACACCAGGCACUCCCCUAGGCAGCAGCCUACAGGUAACAGUAACGAACAAAACGACUUCAAACAGUCGACAUCGUUCGCCACCGGCACGCGUCGGCGUUGGUGGCAGCAGCCAGCGAUAUGCCACCUCUCCACGCACUCCUCCACAGUCGCUUAAUCACUCACACGCAGUCACUGGUGGCGCUGGUGUUGGUGCUCGAGACUCUCGUAGCUCUCGGUAUGUGCAGAGCCCCCUGAAGGAUGAUUUGAAUGCUCACCACCGCUCUGGAAAUACGUAUGCAGGGCGCUAUUCAGGGGGUGGAUCCAUAGGUGGGCAGGGCAGUAGUCUCGAUGCGCGAAAACUAAAGCGCAUGUCACCAGAGUUGGACCGCUAUCAUCACCAACCAAGCACACCGCCGCAUAAGCGACGAAAGUAUAGCGAUGGACGAGAUGCAUCCUUGUCAUCGUCAGUGGGUCCAUAUGAGCACGGCAGGCACCAUGCUGUUAAAUAUGAACGCUACAGCAGAGAUCGCUAUUCAAGGCGGGUGUCCCGGAGUCCUAGCGUGCACCGCCUAUCGCGCAGUCGCCUGUCUCCGGGCGGAGGAGGGACCACUUCAGGCAACAGUAAUAUGUACCGACAAAGAAGCAACAGUAGACAUAAACACAACAAAUAUAGCGCACCCCAUUCGCCUUCCCCACCGCUGCCAACGAGGUCGUCUUCCAAGCGAGGUUCUGGCAGUGGCAUGGGCAUCGCCGUUGACCGCUACUCAUCGCGUUCACCACGGCCAAGUUCACGCUACUAUGAGGCAUCGCCGCCAUCACCGACGGCCGCUUCAGCGUCGACCUCGCAUCAUCAUCGCCGAUCGCCAAGGUCCCAUCAGCAUCAUCGCAACAGCAGCCGAAAACGCUCCCCCAGCUCAGGCAGCAGUCGUAGCUCCCGGUCGCCAACGUCGCGUGAUCUAAAGCAUAAGCGCGAUGAAUAUAUCAAGAAGAUAAGCGAGACUAGCUUAUUUGCCGAGUUGGUAAAGGAUCGCCAUAAACGGCAAAAGGCGUUGAAGGAGAUAAUCGAGCGACAGGAGGAGAACAGCAACAGCAACGGCGCCUUGACUGUCAACGAAAACAGUUCCUCGGUGGAUGGAAAUACGCCCAACGUUGCCGACAAUCGACCAGCAUCGUAUAUGGCAUCACAAUCGUCCGCUGGUGAAACGCCAAACGGAAUUGUUAGCGGCGGUAAGCCAGAUUUGGACGUCAACAACAUUCCCAUGCCAAACAGAGAAAAUGAUGCACUACAGCUAAAUCCGACUGCUGUUGUUAGUGCAGAUGUUACUGAUGCCUCUCCAAAGGCAGUGGCCAUGCCCAUUAAAAUGAACGCCAAUCAAAAACCGAAGAGUCUUACGGCCCUGCCGAUGCCACCGGGCAUGAGUGCAGCCGAUUUAGAAAAUGCACCUACGCCAUCGCCUCCAGAUUUAAGCAAGCAAACAACACCGAAAUCAAUUAAGAAACUGUCGCCCGAUGAUAGAAAUCUGAAUGCCAAUGUCAAUAAGAGCCUUUUGAAUCUGCCAAUGCCGCCCGUUAUACCGGGCAGUGAGGAGUUGAGCGGUGACGAUGAUGUCAUCGACAGUCCCGAGGACUUUGAUACGCCCAGUGGCAACAGCAACAGCAUGAAUACGAGUUCUAAUUCAAAUGCAACACAAGCUGCAACGCGUCGACGUCCAGUGAUACUCAAUCGACGCGACUCACGGAACAAUGUGCGGGAUUGGGGCGAACGAUGUGUGGAUGUAUUCGAGGUGAUUGCACAGAUUGGCGAGGGUACAUAUGGACAGGUGUAUAAAGCGCGAGAUCAUCAUACCAACGAUAUGGUAGCAUUAAAGAAGGUGCGUUUGGAGCACGAAAAGGAAGGUUUUCCCAUUACGGCUGUGCGCGAAAUCAAAAUAUUAAGACAACUCAAUCAUCGCAAUAUUGUGAACCUACAUGAAAUAGUGACGGAUAAGCAGGAUGCAGUUGAGUUUCGCAAGGACAAGGGAUCCUUCUAUCUGGUGUUUGAGUACAUGGAUCACGAUCUCAUGGGUCUUCUAGAGUCUAACAUGGUUGACUUUAACGAGGAAAACAAUGCGUGCAUUAUGAAACAGCUAUUGGAUGGCCUCAAUUACUGUCACAAAAAGAAUUUUCUUCAUCGGGAUAUAAAAUGUUCCAACAUUUUGAUGAAUAACAAGGGAAAAGUUAAAUUGGCAGACUUUGGCUUGGCCCGAUUGUACAACGCCGAGGACCGUGAGCGUCCUUAUACGAACAAAGUCAUAACGCUUUGGUAUCGCCCGCCGGAACUGCUGCUUGGCGAGGAGCGUUACGGGCCGUCCAUAGACGUGUGGUCUUGUGGCUGCAUCUUGGGCGAAUUGUUCCUGAAGCGCCCGCUAUUUCAGGCAAAUGCAGAGAUGGCGCAACUGGAAACUAUAUCCAAAAUAUGUGGUUCCCCGAUUCCCGCCGUUUGGCCCAACGUAAUUAAGUUGCCGCUUUUUCACACGCUUAAGCAGAAGAAAACGCAUCGUCGACGUUUGCGUGAAGAUUUUGAAUUUAUGCCAACAUCAGCACUUGAUCUGCUCGAUAAAAUGCUUGACCUAGAUCCAGACAAACGCAUUACGGCAGAAGAUGCCCUCAGAUCGCCUUGGCUAAAGAACAUCAAUCCAGAUGAAAUGCCAAUACCACAAUUGCCUACAUGGCAGGAUUGUCAUGAGCUUUGGAGCAAGAAACGGCGUCGCCAGCUGCGCGAACAACAAGAAUCGCUGCCACCAGGUGUAAUUUGCUCAGCUAAGUAUCAACAACACGGAGCCACGAUGGUGGGGGAUGCCUAGCAUUUACUCUAUGCUUCAUAUUUUAAUGAAGAGGAAGACUAUAAACAGCGAGAAGUGGAGUGUGCCUGGUGGCAAAGUUAAUACCUAAGUUUGUAACUAAUUAUAUAAAUAGUUGGCAGGCAGAAUCAGUUCGGGUUGACAUGCUGCUCUACCAAAGCACUCUAUUCUUUAAGUCAUCUCUUAAACAAAGUAACUAAACUAAGAUAACAUUUAAAUAGUGAUGAAUUGCUACAAAAUGAGCAUUUCGAAUUGACCGGUGUAUAAUAUUGUAAUAUGUAUAUACUAAUUACUGCUAUAUAUUCAAACAAAUAACCUAUUGGAACGUCAUUUGUUUAUAAUUUUUUUUAUUCUCUAGACUAAUAACUUACAUACAUAUUGGCAAUAAAAAAAGAGCACGAGAAAUAAUAUAAUUAAUCAAUUCGUAUCGAGUUUUGUUCACAUCAACUUUUAUUCUGUUACAAAAUUUGACUAUUUAAUGCUUUUAGCUAUGACGUUAGAUUUUACUUUACAACAAAUUGGAAAAGAACGCUAAGAUUCAAAAUAAAAGCGAGGUUUGAAGCAGUUAAAGGUUAGCAUUUUACUAUUAAAUAAAUUGUUAUAUAUAUACUAACACAUAUAUAUAUGCAAAAUGAUAAUAAACAUGCAUA